AUACCUUGUUAUAAAUCGAGAUAUUUAAUUUCAGCAAUGGUACCUUUAACAGCAGUCGCCUUUUCUGCAGCGCUCAAACAUAGCAUUCAGCUCGGACAGGAUCAGAUUGUUGAAUUCGACAAGGUUGUAACUAACAUUGGAAAUGCGUUUGAUUCUCGUCACAGUCAUUUCACUGCACCAGUUAAAGGAAUAUAUUUGUUUUCUGGUUCACUAUUUGCACAAGGUGGUAACACUGUUCACGUUGAUAUUGUAAACAAUGGAAAUGCCAUCGGUUAUCUAUAUGCAGACAGCAAUCAGCAAAUCAGCACCAAAACAGUAGUUGUUGCGGUAGAGAUGGGAGAUAUGGUUUGGAUGAAACACAGAGGCGAUCAAAUCGGAAAAUCAUUAAUUUAUGGUAGCCCAGCAGAGCAGUUUAAUACAUUUUCUGGAGUACUUAUACACCAGUUAGGAUAGACGCCUUGUUCGAAACAUUUCGUUUUAUUCAUCCAUUUUAAAUUUGUAAAUAUGACGUUUUUCUCAGCAGUUUA
Molecule: messenger RNA, 527 nt
Organism: Mytilus trossulus (common blue mussel)
Lineage: Eukaryota; Metazoa; Mollusca; Bivalvia; Mytilida; Mytilidae
Product: complement C1q-like protein 4
Exons: 1
Coding region: 37-453 (138 amino acids)
Molecular function (GO): protein binding
Source: RefSeq, a predicted model, not a curated record